Messenger RNA from Medicago truncatula (barrel medic), 825 nucleotides. RefSeq names its product 60S ribosomal protein L24. Gene Ontology annotation, biological process: cytoplasmic translation. The transcript is spliced from 5 exons. Gene Ontology annotation, cellular component: cytosolic large ribosomal subunit. Lineage: Eukaryota; Viridiplantae; Streptophyta; Magnoliopsida; Fabales; Fabaceae. The record is from RefSeq and is a predicted model, not a curated record. Gene Ontology annotation, molecular function: structural constituent of ribosome; mRNA binding. Bases 142 to 633 code for a protein of 163 amino acids.
AAUUGAAUAAGACCGGGUUAUUUCAAUGGGCCCAAUUCAAAAACGGGUAUAUAGAAGGAGAGAGCUGAAACCUAGAGCUUUUGAUAUUAGUUUUUAGGGUUUACAUUUACAAGGAGCAGCCACCACACCAACGAAGCAGCCAUGGUUCUCAAGACUGAACUCUGCAGAUUCAGUGGUGCAAAGAUUUACCCAGGAAGAGGGAUCAGAUUUAUUCGUAGUGAUUCUCAGGUUUUCCUCUUUGUGAACUCAAAAUGUAAGAGGUAUUUCCACAACAAGUUGAAGCCUUCAAAACUCACAUGGACUGCCAUGUACAGAAAGCAACACAAGAAGGACAUUGCUCAAGAAGCGGUGAAGAAGAGGCGCCGUGCCACCAAGAAGCCAUACUCCAGGUCCAUUGUUGGUGCUACACUUGAAGUCAUUCAAAAAAAAAGAACCGAGAAGCCCGAGGUUCGAGAUGCAGCUAGGGAAGCUGCUCUUCGUGAAAUCAAGGAAAGGAUAAAGAAAACCAAGGAUGAAAAGAAAGCCAAGAAAGCCGAGGUAGCAUCUAAGGCACAAAAGUCGGGGAAAGGAAAUGUUCAGAAGGGUGCUAUGCCCAAGGGUCCUAAAAUGGGCGGUGGUGGUGGGAAGCGUUAAGUUUUUCUAUUUUUGUUUACUAUUUAAAUAUAUUUGUUGCUUGAUCAGCCUUUUAUGUUACUGUUUUAUCAAACUUAUGUUUGGAGCUUCAGAGAGAACCCAGGAAUUAAAUGGAUUUUGCUAGUUGUGUUAUGUUUAUUUGCACUAAUGAUCCCUUAUGAUGUUAGUUAUUAAUUGCAUGUUUGAUUAUAA